This is a messenger RNA of Theileria equi strain WA, 1053 nucleotides long. RefSeq lists its product as hypothetical. The record is from RefSeq and is a predicted model, not a curated record. Lineage: Eukaryota; Apicomplexa; Aconoidasida; Piroplasmida; Theileriidae. Gene Ontology annotation, biological process: maturation of LSU-rRNA from tricistronic rRNA transcript (SSU-rRNA, 5.8S rRNA, LSU-rRNA); ribosomal large subunit assembly. Bases 1 to 1053 code for a protein of 350 amino acids. Gene Ontology annotation, cellular component: nucleolus. The transcript has 2 exons. Gene Ontology annotation, molecular function: rRNA binding.
AUGGCAAAGAAGGAGAAGAAGGUGGAGCCGGAGGAGCCAAAGCUCAAGAAAAAUGCGCUCUUUAUGCUCUCCUCAAACCACAACUCGAGGACAAAGCAGAUGCUAAAGGAUCUCUACCAAAUUUCAAAGCCUAAUGCAGUCUUUCGCGUAAACAAAAAGAGCGAAUAUGAGUGGCAGGACGUCAAUCUAAAGUUGCAAGUCAAUCAGAAAAACCACAGAAUCGCAGAGUCAAUUUGCGCCAAAGUCUCCUGCGGACUCUACCUGGUCGCAAACUCCAACAAGAAGAGGCCAAUCAACCUGGGUCUCGGAAGGAUUUAUGAUCGUAAAAUACUCGACUGCUGUCAGCUGAGAGUGGAAAAGUAUGUCUCGGUGGAAGAAAUUGGACAUUUGGGCUCGGUGAAACACAAUUCAAGGCCCUUGGUGGUUGUCCAGGGCUCGGAAUUUGGCCAGGAUUCCGGUCCACUAAACACUGUGCGCGACAUUUUCUUGGACGUCUUCAGAGGCCCCUCGUUUGCCAAACUAUCGCUGGAAAAUGUGGAGCAUGCAAUCGUGCUAACCGUCGUAGACGGGGACUCGUACGCUCCAGAGCUGACCCUCGACGCCGUAAAAGGUGCUCUGGAUGGUGAAUCGCUUGAUGUCUCUAAUACGGACUCAUCCAAUGCAAAGGAGGAUGUUGGUGAUGCGAAGGAUGAGAGUGCUGGAAAGGCGGUCCAGAGUCCCUCUGGAGAAAGCGCGCCAAAGAUCCUGUUCCGCCACUACUCGAUCCAGCUCCUAAAGUCAGACGACCCCAAGGUCCCCUACGUAAAGCUCAGCGAGCUCGGACCGUCGAUCGACUUUGUUCUCGAGGGAGUGGUCACCCCGGACCCGGAGGUUUUCAAGGACGCCACCAAGGUCGAAAAGAGACCCAAGAAGCUCAUCUCCGGAGUGGACACUCAGAAAACAGCCAAGAAGAGCAAAAACGUCAAGAGCACUUCCCUGGGUAACAUUGAAGGAAAGGUGUACAUUAACAGGCAGAAUCUCGACACUCUGUAUACACCUCAUAAAACCACUUAA